AAAUCAGUCAAUGUUGAGUUGACGGCGCGAGAAGACGCGGGAGAAAGAGAGCGGAGAAUUGGGGAUCUAAAGAGACCAAGAAUCAAACACUCCGAACUCAAGAAUCAGAACGAAAAGAACCCAAGUCCCGUCGCUGUGCCGUAUUGGAGAGUUUAAGAAUCAAAAUCUAAGAAUCGAAAUUCAAAGAAUCGCAAAGUAAAAGAAUCAGAUUUUAAGAAACAAAGCCGUCGCUGUGUCGUUAUAUUACUUAUUGUUUUUUUGUGUGUGACUGAUUACAUGUGUGCCUCCUAGGUAAUGAGUGAAGUUGGCAGUGUUUCCAACUGCAGAGACUAAAGACUUUGGGCGCCCAAAAGGAGCCCCGCCGUGUGGAGAAUGCUGGUGCCGUCGGACAUGAUUGCGGCGCAGUCCAAGAUGGUCUACCAGAUGAACAAGUAUUGUGCGGAUCGCGUCCAGGUGCGCAAGGCGCAGAUCCACAAGCAGAUCCAGGAGGUGUGUCGAAUUGUUCAGGAUGUGCUCAAGGAGGUGGAGGUCCAGGAGCCGCGGUUCAUCUCCUCCCUGAACGACUACAACGGCCGUUUUGAGGGCCUGGAGGUGAUAUCGCCCACGGAAUUCGAGAUCAUCAUCUAUCUGAAUCAAAUGGGUGUGCUCAACUUUGUGGACGAUGGAACACUGCCAGGAUGUGCCGUACUAAAGCUGAGUGAUGGCCGGAAGCGUUCGAUGUCCCUGUGGGUGGAGUUCAUCACGGCCAGUGGCUAUCUGUCGGCCCGGAAGAUACGUUCCAGGUUCCAGACCCUGGUGGCCCAGGCGUGCGACAAGUGCGCCUAUCGCGACAUCGUCAAGAUGAUCGCCGACACCACGGAGGUGAAGCUGCGCAUCCGGGAGCGCAUCAUAGUCCAGAUCACGCCCGCCUUCAAGUGCGCCGGCCUCUGGCCCAGAUCCGCCUCCCACUGGCCGCUGCCGGGGAUCCCCUGGCCGCAUCCCAAUAUCGUGGCCGAGGUCAAGACGGAGGGAUUCGAUAUGCUCUCCAAGGAGUGCAUCGCCCUGCAGGGCAAGAACUCCGCCAUGGAGGGCGACGCCUGGGUGCUCAGCUUCACCGACGCCGAGAACCGGCUGCUGCAAGGAGCCAGUCGACGUCGCUGUCUGAGCAUCCUGAAGACCCUGCGAGAUCGGCACUUGGACCUGCCCGGCAAUCCGGUCACGUCGUACCACCUGAAGACCCUGCUGCUCUACGAGUGCGAGAAGCAUCCGCGCGAGAUGGAGUGGGAGGAGAACUGCAUCGCGGACCGCAUCAACGGGAUCUUCCUGCAGCUGAUAUCCUGCCUGCAGUGCCGCCGCUGUCCGCACUACUUCCUGCCCAAUAUGGAUCUGUUCAAGGGCAAGUCGCCGGGUGCCCUGGAGAAUGCCGCCAAGCAAGUCUGGCGGCUAACCCGGAUCAUGUUGACCAAUGUCCGUUGCCUGGAGGAGCUGUAAGGGCACCAACAUACCAUACGAUACCACAAAGACCCAUUGGAUUUUUGGUGGCUGCGGGGGGCAGUGCCGCCUCUGGGUUUUAAUUUUUUAUUCGCCUUUUUGUUUUUUACCGAAUUUUUUUUUAGAACUAAAGACAAAGGAUCGGUGGGAUCACUGAGGCGAUUGGGGUGGGAUUUGAAGAAAGAGAGCAGUGAAAUUGUAACCCAAAUACUAUUUGAUAUUUCGCUAGAUCGUAACUUAAGUUUAGGUGCUUUCGAAAAGUAUACGCCGCUUACAGAGUUUCCUAUAAUUAGAGCAUACUUAGUGUUAUCCAUUUAGAUCGUCAUCGUCGCAUAACGCACAAAAGUUACCAUCUAGAUAUAAACGUUUUUUUUUUAUUGGCCCAUUUGCUGACAGCAAAGCGCAGAGCAAAAUUAGCUAAAUUAGACGUAAGUCCAAUGAAACUGAGACAGCCGAUUUGGAGGAAUAUUUCCCCGACGGUUCUAAAUUAUUUAUUCUAUGUUUUUGCCUUCUUCUUGUGAGUUUAGUCAAUAAAACGUAAGUUUUUCAAUGAAA
Molecule: messenger RNA, 2025 nt
Organism: Drosophila suzukii
Lineage: Eukaryota; Metazoa; Arthropoda; Insecta; Diptera; Drosophilidae
Gene: mab-21
Product: nucleotidyltransferase mab-21
Source: RefSeq, a predicted model, not a curated record